AUGCGUUCCAGGGAUGACCAAAAGUACUCACGCAUUAAGCCUGCCGAACAACAGGUUGAUAGAUGGCGUAAGUAUCACUCGGGUCGCACAAACGCACCAAGCCAGUACACGACUUCUCAAAGAGCUCUGCGCAACCUUCAGCGGAUCUCAGGCUCACUUCCCUCCGUUCAGAUGCGGAUAACAGCGGCGGAGCCUGGCAAAGUCAACUUUGAACUACCCAUUGAAAAGCAACACACAAACCGGCUAGGUAUACUGCACGGUGCCACGCUUGCCACCAUGGUCGAUACCAGCGGCUCACUUGCUCUGGCUUCUCGUGGCCUAUAUUCGACAGGAGUUUCGACAGAUCUCAAUGUAACCUACCUCAACGCCGGCGGAAAGAUUGGUGAUUUGAUCAAAGGCGAAGUCAUCUGUGAUAAGUUUGGCAAAACUCUUGCAUACACAUCGGUCAAAUUUAUGAACAAGAACAACGAGAUCGUGGCUCGAGGAAGCCAUACAAAAUUCGUCGCCCUCGCGUGGAAAGACGAGAGGAAUAUCACUGGGGAAUUGGAGCCGGAAGUUAGCGAAUCUCAAGCUAGAGAAGUGACACGAACAAGUUUCAAGUGA
This is a messenger RNA of Cladophialophora bantiana CBS 173.52, 603 nucleotides long. RefSeq lists its product as uncharacterized. NCBI's taxonomy places the organism in Eukaryota, Fungi, Ascomycota, Eurotiomycetes, Chaetothyriales, Herpotrichiellaceae. The coding region runs from base 1 to 603 and encodes 200 amino acids. The record is from RefSeq and is a predicted model, not a curated record. The transcript is spliced from 2 exons. Gene Ontology annotation, molecular function: fatty acyl-CoA hydrolase activity.